AUGCGACCGGUGGCAGACCUCCGUGAGUGCGUCGGUGAGGGACGCCGGUGUUAUGACCCGCGGGUGGGCCUUAAGCGCCAGGCUGCCGAGGUCAGUGAGGGACACUUCGGAUUCCCCGGCGUCCGGCUCGUCCGCCUCGAACAGCGACGGCAGUGCUUCGGAGUUGAGGCCCAGGUACACGGCGUUGUACGCGUUUUGGAGGGAGAGGCAUUUUUUGAGGUGUUUGUUGUCCUCUGUCUCCUUAAUGUUCUGGGUGACCAAGACAAACACGUCGCGGCCGUUGCACUCGUCGCGCAGCUCGCCGUCCUGCUGAGUGUGGGAGGUGGAGACCUUGUAGCCGCAGCGGUGGAGGAAAGUGCCGAGUUUACUGCUUGCAUUAAUGUUCAGAUCCCUCCACUUGCCGUCUUUGCCGCACUGCUCCGCCAGCCUGUUGAAGGCGUCGCAGAGUGUGGGCAGCAGGGUGAGAAAGACCUUGGCGCACUGCUCACCUUCUUCAUCGGUGAACUGUGCGCCGGCGUAGGUGGAGACGUACGCACAUGUGAACUCGGCGGCGAACUGUGUGAGUCCCUCCACCAGGCCGUCCAGCAGGGGACUUGA
Messenger RNA from Babesia ovata, 597 nucleotides. Its product is annotated as ribosome-associated GTPase, putative. The transcript is spliced from 2 exons. Bases 1 to 597 code for a protein of 198 amino acids. NCBI's taxonomy places the organism in Eukaryota, Apicomplexa, Aconoidasida, Piroplasmida, Babesiidae. The record is from RefSeq and is a predicted model, not a curated record.